AUGGCGACAGCUUCCUCUGCGCAUGUUGAGAAUUACGACCAGUCCAAGUACUGGGUCGCUCCGGCCCGGAACUUCAAAUCGUCUGCACGUUUGCACCUGCAGCACUUCCUCAUCCAAAAUACCAUCGGAUACCUUCUGGACCCAGCCGUCGAGAAGUCUGUCGUCGACUCCCAGCAGUCGCAGCAGCCAAAGGUUGCCGAUCUCGCUUGCGGCAAUGGGAUAUGGCUGAGUGAACUACAUUCUGCCCUUGAACAGGCCAAUAUUUCUGCCCAACUAGACGGCUUCGACAUCAACCCCAUCAAUUUUCCGGACUCAGCCUAUUUACCAGUAUCCGUGUCCCUCAAGCAACUUGAUAUCCUUGCGAAGCCUUUGCCCGCGGAACUCAUCGGUGUCUACGAUAUCGUCCAUAUCAGAGCCUUUGUGAGCGUCAUCCCCAAUGCAGACUUGACACCUGUGCUCUCUGUGGCAUCUGAGCUGCUGAAGCCUGGCGGAUUUCUGCAGUGGGAGGAGUGUCGAGGUGACAGAUUCAUCGUGGAAUCGCCUGCACCUCAUAUAUCCAAGGCUGCCUGUGACAACGUCGUACAGGUACUCAAGGGAGGUGCUCAGGCCAAGGGCAUCCGUUAUGACUGGGUGGAUGUCCUGGAUACGCAUCUGGACCAGUAUGGCUUUCAGAAAGCGCGCCUGCGCCGGCACGAGAAAAGAAAGCAGGAUUUCAAAGGUUGGACUGAUGAUUACUUGAUGGUCUGGGACGAGCUUGCAGUAUUCUUUCCACCAAAGGCAAAGGAACCUGAUGCACCACUCACCCGCGAGACGUGGCUUGACCUUUUUGCAGCAGCGGUCAAGGAGACGGAGCAAGGCGUUGUGGUCCAUCAAGGAGCAGUCAUAACCGCCGUUGGUCAGAAACCUCUAUGA
Messenger RNA from Diaporthe amygdali, 912 nucleotides. RefSeq lists its product as uncharacterized. The record is from RefSeq and is a predicted model, not a curated record. The transcript has a single exon. The coding region runs from base 1 to 912 and encodes 303 amino acids. NCBI's taxonomy places the organism in Eukaryota, Fungi, Ascomycota, Sordariomycetes, Diaporthales, Diaporthaceae.